AUGGAAGGAAUUGGAAGUGGAAGCCAAGCCGGCCCUAGCACUGGUGGUGGAGGUCAAAGUCUUGGCGAGUUUUUUAGAGAAGUAAAUGCUAUUCAAGAAAUGAUUCGAAAUAUUAAAGAGAACAUGUCAGGAAUCGAAGCAUUACACAAAAGAAUGGUCACGGUAACAGAUGAUGAGAGUUCUCGAAUGUCUCGGCAACUGGAUUUGCUAAUAUCAGAGACGAGCCGUAUAGCAGGUCAAAUAAGCAAUAAGUUAGCGGUGAUGGAACAAAAUAAUAAAACUUUAACAACUGGACAAGAUCAGACACAAAUGCGUUUAACACAGCACGCGACGUUAGCUAAAUCAUUUAUUGACACAAUGACAAAUUAUCUCCGGAUGCAAAAGGAAAAUGAGAAAAAAUACAAGGAGAGGAUUGUAAGGCAAUUUCGUAUAGUAAAACCUGAUGUCACGCAACAAGAAAUUGAUCAGUUGUUGAGCGAAGAAUCUGGGCAAAUAUUUACCUCACAAGUUCUAUCAAAAACACAAUCAGAACAGUCGCGGUCGAUUCUUACAGAAGUUCAGGAUCGACAGAGAGAUAUUUUAAGAAUUGAAAAAUCAAUUAAUGAAAUAAAUAAAAUGUUCGGCGAAGUAAAAGCGUUGGUGUUAGGAGAUGAUAUUAAGGCAAAAAAGAUAUCAGAUACAACAGAUGUCAUACAAGACAAUACGAAUCAAAUAGAACAAGAUACAACGCCAACAAUAAAAAUAGCAGGGAAAAUAAAGAAGGUAAAUGGUACUUAG
This is a messenger RNA of Rhizophagus irregularis DAOM 181602=DAOM 197198, 777 nucleotides long. RefSeq lists its product as uncharacterized. Gene Ontology annotation, biological process: vesicle fusion; intracellular protein transport; exocytosis. The record is from RefSeq and is a predicted model, not a curated record. NCBI's taxonomy places the organism in Eukaryota, Fungi, Glomeromycota, Glomeromycetes, Glomerales, Glomeraceae. Gene Ontology annotation, cellular component: plasma membrane; SNARE complex; endomembrane system. Gene Ontology annotation, molecular function: SNAP receptor activity; SNARE binding.